This is a messenger RNA of Pundamilia nyererei, 2763 nucleotides long. RefSeq names its product lysine (K)-specific demethylase 1a (gene kdm1a). The coding region runs from base 99 to 2657 and encodes 852 amino acids. The transcript is spliced from 22 exons. Lineage: Eukaryota; Metazoa; Chordata; Actinopteri; Cichliformes; Cichlidae. Gene Ontology annotation, biological process: regulation of DNA-templated transcription; chromatin remodeling. Gene Ontology annotation, molecular function: oxidoreductase activity; chromatin binding; transcription factor binding. The record is from RefSeq and is a predicted model, not a curated record. Gene Ontology annotation, cellular component: nucleus.
ACGUUUUCCAUUCACCAAUCACAGAGAAGUUCGUUGUGCCAGGUCUAAUAGUGUGGAGUCUUUGUGUUGACAUCUUCUGGGGGAUUGAGAGUGUUUGAAUGGAUAUUACCAGGUGCACGGAGAAAUGGGAGAGGCCUCCAACAUCCUCCAUAAUGCUGUCUAGCAAGAAAUCAGAUGCGGGUUCCUCCUCCUCUUCUUCGUCUUCUGCAGCGGGAGGUGAUAGGGUCCCGGGUUCUGACAUCCAGACGGGAUCUGCAGCCUCAGUGGCUGGAGCUAUGGAUUCAAAGAAAAAGGACAGGUCUUCCCCUAGUGGGGAACAUGGAGGAGCCUCUUUGUCACACCAGUCAGGCCCCGGAGGGGCAGAUCAGGACUCUGCUGAAGUCCGUAGGACGAGUCGACGCAAGCGAGCAAAACAGGUGGAGUACCGCGAGAUGGACGAAAGCCUGGCUAAUCUUUCGGAGGAUGAAUACUACUCAGAGGAGGAGAGGAAUGCCAAAGCAGAGAAAGAAAGGAAGCAGGUCAUCCCUCCUCCACCCCCACCUGUGGAGGAAGAGAAUGACAGUGAACCAGAUGAACCGUCUGGUUUGGAAGGUGCUGCUUUCCAGAGCCGUCUUCCUCAUGACCGUAUGACAUCCCAGGAAGCAGCCUGCUUCCCUGACAUCAUAAGUGGUCCCCAACAGACUCAGAAGGUCUUUCUGUACAUUCGCAACCGCACGCUCCAACUGUGGCUAGACAACCCUAAAAUACAGCUGACCUUUGAGGCCACAGCGCAGCAGCUUGAAGCUCCAUAUAACAGUGAUGCUGUGUUGGUCCACAGGAUACACAGUUACUUGGAAAGGCAUGGUCUCAUUAACUUUGGUAUUUACAAGAGGGUCAAGCCUUUACCCACAAAGAAGACUGGGAAGGUUAUAGUCAUUGGUGGAGGUGUGUCUGGCCUGGCCGCAGCCCGGCAGCUGCAGAGCUUUGGGAUGGAUGUUACUGUGCUGGAAGCCAGGGACCGUGUUGGAGGCAGAGUGGCCACAUUCAGGAAGGGCAACUAUGUUGCAGAUCUUGGAGCCAUGGUAGUGACAGGGCUGGGAGGAAAUCCUAUGGCAGUUGUCAGUAAGCAGGUUAACAUGGAGCUAGCCAAGAUCAAACAGAAGUGUCCACUAUAUGAAGCCAAUGGACAGGCUGGUGAACGAUGCACAAGUGUACCAAAAGAAAAAGAUGAGAUGGUGGAGCAAGAGUUCAACCGACUGCUGGAGGCCACCUCUUACCUCAGCCACCAGCUGGACUUUAACUUCCUCAAUAACAAACCAGUGUCUCUGGGUCAGGCUUUGGAGGUGGUCAUACAGCUGCAGGAGAAGCAUGUAAAAGAUGAGCAGAUAGAACACUGGAAGAAGAUUGUGAAGACUCAGGAAGAGCUCAGGGAUCUUCUUAAUAAGAUGGUAUCCACUAAGGAACGUGUUAAGGAGCUCCAUCAGCAGUAUAAAGAAGCAAGUGAAGUAAAACCCCCCAGAGAUAUCACAGCUGAAUUCCUGGUGAAGAGCAAGCACAGAGACCUCACCGCACUCUGCAAAGAGUAUGAUGAGUUGGUGGAGAUGCAGGUCAAACUUGAAGAGAAACUCCAAGAGCUGGAAGCAAAUCCACCCAGUGAUGUUUACCUGUCAUCCAGGGAUCGGCAGAUCCUAGACUGGCACUUUGCCAACUUGGAGUUUGCCAACGCUACACCCCUCUCCACCCUUUCUCUCAAGCACUGGGAUCAGGAUGAUGAUUUUGAGUUCACUGGCAGCCACUUAACAGUAAGAAAUGGUUACUCGUGUGUUCCUGUGGCCUUGGCUGAGGGCCUGGACAUCAAACUAAACACAGCGGUGCGGCAGGUCCGAUAUACAGCAUCUGGCUGUGAGGUUAUAGCUGUGAACACUCGCUCCACGACUCAGACAUUCAUCUACAAGUGUGACGCUGUGCUGUGCACACUACCCCUCGGGGUGCUGAAGCAGCAGCCCCCUGCAGUCCAAUUUGUUCCCCCACUGCCAGAGUGGAAGACAUCAGCUAUACAGAGGAUGGGUUUCGGCAACCUCAACAAGGUGGUGCUGUGUUUUGACCGCGUGUUCUGGGAUCCGAGCGUUAACCUGUUCGGUCACGUCGGCUCCACCACUGCAAGUCGGGGCGAACUAUUCCUUUUCUGGAACCUCUACAAAGCCCCGAUCCUGCUCGCUCUGAUGGCUGGCGAGGCUGCUGGCAUUAUGGAGAACAUCAGUGAUGACGUUAUAGUCGGACGUUGCCUGGCCAUCCUUAAAGGAAUAUUUGGAAGUAGCGCUGUGCCACAGCCGAAGGAAACUGUGGUCACCCGCUGGCGUGCCGACCCCUGGGCGAGAGGAUCCUACUCAUAUGUAGCAGCAGGUUCUUCAGGCAAUGACUAUGACCUGAUGGCGCAGCCCAUCACGCCUGGCCCAGCGAUACCAGGAGCCUCCCAGCCUGUCCCUCGUCUCUUCUUCGCUGGUGAGCACACCAUCAGAAACUAUCCUGCUACAGUUCACGGGGCACUCCUCAGUGGUCUUCGAGAGGCCGGCCGCAUCGCAGAUCAGUUCCUCGGUGCCAUGUACACACUUCCCAGACAAGCCACUCCCACUGGCACCAGCAACCCUCAGCAAACUCCGCCCACCGCCACCGUUUGAAAAGCUUCUCUUGAGUUCCUCCCUACUCAGGACUGGAUCUACUAAGACAAUUUGUGAUUAAAAUGUAAAAACAAAACAAGGUUUAACCCAUAAACUGGUGACAUUU